Molecule: messenger RNA, 549 nt
Organism: Dibothriocephalus latus
Lineage: Eukaryota; Metazoa; Platyhelminthes; Cestoda; Diphyllobothriidea; Diphyllobothriidae
Source: the annotation of a GenBank genome assembly
AUGAAUUUCAAUAUAAUUGUCCAUCACUCUCCGCAUCCAUUUAGGCUAGGGUCUGUCGGUCAGGACACACUUCUGUGUCUCUGGGAACUGACUGAGGACAUCAUUCGACAAGGCAUCCGGUUCUCCUCUACCACCGCCGCCGCACGCGAUAUUUCCUCGUCCUUCAAUAACUGCCUUGCCAUAAACGAUUGCGGUCCUGGUUGUAGAACCCUACCGCCACCUUCAACUGGCCUGCGCGAGGACUCCAUCCAGUAUGGCGGGAAAAAAAGUUCUACUGUAUUACCGUCGACUUCGUUGGUAUCCAAUACUAUGCCACACAACAAGAGAAAGCCAUUUAAUUUCCUUCUCACCUAUAGACCUAACCCCAAACCCACCGGCCAUUUCUCACCUGUGGUCACUACCGUCCCCACUGCUUUCGAGGAGUCCGGCAAGUCCUCAACGCUUACCGACAGUGGAGUAUCUUCUGGUAACACCGGUCUCUCCAGUGACCUUCGUGAUGGAGCCCUACACAAUCACGUCCAGCUCUCUUACAUAUCUUCCAGAGAGUAA